AUGAUUUUCCAGUCUUUGAAUUUUUCAGUUCUCCCUCUUAAACAUCUUACUCCACUCCUUGGGUUUCCUGUGAGACUGUCAUGUGCAGCCGAGAGUGACCUGACCCCUUCAAUCACGUGGUUAAAGGAUGGGAAGCCAUCGCUUACGGCUGAUACUAACAUUCUAGAAAACAACACACUAAUUAUACGUAAAGUAACCAAAUCACACGCUGGAUUGUACACUUGCAGAGCAAGCAAUGCUCUCUCGACAAUCGAGACAAGUGUGGAAAUAAAGACUCCAGUUGCAGCUUCUUCCUGUUCUGUGAUACGUAAAUACGUCAGCGGCUCUAGCGGAAGUUUUGUCAUUGACCCAGAUGGUAACGGAGGACUGGCACCGUUUACUGUGUAUUGUGACAUGAGCGACAAAAAUGGAGUUGGCGUGACAGUUAUAAGUCAUGACAGUGAGAGCAGAACUCUAGUGGACGGAUAUGAAGGAGAUGGUGAAUACUCACGCAAUAUUCAUUACUCAGGAGCAACUUUUUCGCAGCUGGCGAAACUUACUGAUGUGUCUACAAACUGUGAACAGUUCAUUAAAUAUGAAUGCUAUGAUUCUCUCCUACUCCAAAAUCCAGCUGGCUGGUGGGUGUCACGUAACUCCUCUAAAAUGACAUAUUGGGGAGGAGCCGUGCCGGGAAGCAACAAAUGUGCAUGCGGAAUGACCAAUUCAUGUGCAGACCCCAGUAAAAGGUGUAACUGUGAUAAGAAUGACGCAGUGUGGCGUGAGGACAGCGGUCUUCUCACGGACAAGACACAACUGCCAGUCAAACAACUCAGGUUUGGAGAUACAGACAGACGCUUUGGUCAUGAUGAGAUAGGCUACCACACUCUAGGGAAACUUAAAUGUUACGGAAUAGCAAGUGAAUAG
Molecule: messenger RNA, 903 nt
Organism: Porites lobata
Lineage: Eukaryota; Metazoa; Cnidaria; Anthozoa; Scleractinia; Poritidae
Source: the annotation of a GenBank genome assembly